Molecule: messenger RNA, 2909 nt
Organism: Venturia canescens
Lineage: Eukaryota; Metazoa; Arthropoda; Insecta; Hymenoptera; Ichneumonidae
Product: putative RNA-binding protein EEED8.10
Exons: 7
Coding region: 298-1998 (566 amino acids)
Biological process (GO): SCF-dependent proteasomal ubiquitin-dependent protein catabolic process
Cellular component (GO): SCF ubiquitin ligase complex
Molecular function (GO): protein binding; RNA binding
Source: RefSeq, a predicted model, not a curated record
CGACCACCAUUUUAUUUUACUCACUGCUGCGAGGAUUGAGUAAAAUUCCAUAUUACGUUUUUUAUGCUACGGUCCGCCCCGGCAGUGUGGGAGGUACGUUUAAGUGAUGUGUACUAUGGCCGUAUUCCGACAUUGACUGGGAGUACUGCGAGUACGUGCCUUUUUAUUGGUAGUUAUUCAUGAACAGCACAUGCUCGGAGCUUUGGGUAUUCCAGCUCCGUUAAAUACUUUCUGGAUAAGUUAAAAUAUCACACUCUUCUUCCCAACUCACUAAUCCUUACAAUUCGCUUGGACAACAUGCUUGGACACUAUAACCUAUGUACUUUAUUGGAAGAAACGGAUGAAGGAGUUCCAGUGCGAAAAUUGUUUAUCAGCAAUCUUGCAGAUCGGACAAGCAACAAAGACCUAGAAAAGAUCUUUUCUAUCUAUGGAAGUGUAGAAAGUUGUUAUCUCAAGAGAAACAAUGGCAAAAGUAAUUUUGCGUUUGUCACAUUUUCCAACUCUGCCGAUGCUCUUAAAGCCAGACAGGCGGCGUGCGCUAUGACGAUACAGUUGCAUUGUCGCUUACUGAGAGUAUCCCCAGCGGAUUCUUGGCAUCAACCGGACAGUCCAGAAAAUUGUAGAAAGUUUUUAUCCAACAAAGAUAAUGGCGGCGGAGAAAGGCCACAGGAGGAAGGAAACAACGACGACGCACCCAUCCAUACUCUCAACGACGAUUGCCUCACAGAAAUAUUUCUGUGUUUGCCAGUCGCGGAUAGAAUACGCAUGGAAAGAGUUUGUAAACGAUGGCAGGCGGUUAGUCACAAAUCCUGGAGAGCGGUUAAAAAAUUGGAUUUAUCAUCAUUGACGUGGGGUCUAAAUACAAGAAUGCGAAAACAAUACGUCGACACUCCGGCCUUACGAAAAGUUUUACUCAAGUGUGGCAAUUUUUUGAAUCACAUCGAUUUCUCGCAUCCGCACAUACUUAGUCCAAGCGCAUUGACGAUAGUUGGAAAAUUUUGCCCUAAUUUGCAAACGGUCGACAUAUCUCACAUCAAUUUAUCACAAGCAGGAAUACGUUCGUUGUCAGAGAACUGUAAAAAUAUCACAAAGUUCGUAAUGAAGAGUCUUACCGGCCCUUGCGAAAAAGAUUUGGCACAAUUAUUUGCAGUUAACAAAAAACUCAAGUCACUAAAAAUCACCAAGAGUCAUCACAUGAGCGGCAGAUGUCUUUUACACUUGCCUUGUGAAAGCAUCCAAGAAAUUCAUCUGCAUAACGGAAUUGCCAUUUUACCAUGCCACAUGGACGCGGCUCUGAAAAGGUGUGAAACUUUGCGAACGCUCUCGCUGGGUUCUUGCGUGUGUCUCGAUAACAGUACUUUUCAUGUUAUUGGCACAAAGACAACGUUGACCACCCUACAACUGGAUGGUGAAUUUCCAAUCGUUUCCGCCGUUGCUCUCCAACAAAUAGCCCAACUCUUCAAUCUGGAAACAUUGGUGAUACGAAGAAAUUAUUUGCUCACCAAUAAAUUGUUGCAUCUUCUCGCCGUCAACUGUAAACGCCUCUCUCUAUUAGAUAUUUUUGCCUGUGAGUUCGUGACGAACGAGGGUUUAGCCAGUAUCGCAACUCUCCCAAAUCUUCAGCAUCUCGUGAUAAGUUACGUUACCAGUAUAACGGACGAGGGACUUGUAGGUAUGCACAAUUUGCGAACGUUGGAAUGUCACCGAUGCAUUACUCUCCAAGACGCCGGAGUAUCGAGCCUCAUCGAAAUGGCGCCCAAUCUCGAAUUGCUCGAUCUAUCAGGAUGCCCGAUAACCAAUACGACACUAGAAGUCGCAAUAAAAGCUACUAAGCGACGAAGCAAUAAUGUAAUUCUCAAAAUAGUCAUUGGCGACACUUUGACUAAUCUUGCCGAAAUAACCCAAGUCUCUCCACUGCUACAGAUCGUCAACGUUUGUUUGGAUCAUGAAAAAAAUAUCCAUAACGGAGAUAUGAUCGAUCUCGAUUUAUAUUUUUAGAUUUACAAUCGCGACCACUGCCAAUCGCGAAUAUUGUGAGGGAUUAUUUUACUGUGAUAUCCAAAUAUUCAGGGAAUUGGGCGGAAAAGCCUUCAGAACUUGAUGAUUGAUUUUUUCCACAACAUGUGAUAUCAAAUCUCGAAUAAUUUUUCAUCAGCUUUGAGUCUAGUCAAAAUAAUGUCAUCAACACGUUUGAGGAGGAUGGAAUUUUCGAAAAAGAAUAACAAUUUUCCCAACUACUAUUCUCAGGAAAUCCGCUAUACCCGUCUAUAUGCCGGCGGGGGCGGGAGUGAAAUACAUUCUGCCGAAGAAUAAGGUUCCAAGUAAUUUUCAAGAAGGAGAAGCCAUUUUUCGAAGGAGAAAAAAAAACAAAUUACAGUUGGAUAAUCCCCUACAAGAAAAAACAAACUAUACUGCCAACUCGUUUCGUCGUGUCAAAUGUUGUACUCUCCUUUGUGAUUGUGUAGUUUUGAGAUGAUGAUUAUUCUUGUGCGUGGAUAUUCUUACUGUACAGUAGUAUACAACGUACGUAAACGUAUAUGAAAGAGAUUAACAGAAGAAGGUAUAUACAUAUACAUAUAUAUAUAUAUAUUUUUUUUUUUCGAGUGAUAAAUAUCAGAGUUUUAUAUUGGAAUGAAAAGGUUUCUCAAGCUCAUUCGUACCCUUCGUACUGGAAUUAUCAUAGUAGUAUAUAGCAAUAAGUUGCGUGAGCCACCGGUAUAUUUCGAAAAAAUGGCAUUGAAAGAUUGUUCCGAAUUGUCGAUAUGUAAAUGAAAGAGAAAAAAAAAUCAAACAUUUUUUAUAUUUAUGUGCGUUCUUGUGGAAGGAGGACUUGCUUAAUUGUUACAUUGAAAUGAUUGUAAAGAUUUGAACAAUCAAUAAAAGAGCGUUGUUUCGGUUAAAACGUUUAA